Molecule: messenger RNA, 2669 nt
Organism: Ziziphus jujuba (common jujube)
Lineage: Eukaryota; Viridiplantae; Streptophyta; Magnoliopsida; Rosales; Rhamnaceae
Product: pentatricopeptide repeat-containing protein At1g80150, mitochondrial
Exons: 3
Coding region: 623-1822 (399 amino acids)
Cellular component (GO): chloroplast
Molecular function (GO): protein binding
Source: RefSeq, a predicted model, not a curated record
UAGUUAUUUCAGCAGUCCACGCUUACUUACGAUGGACCCCCAGGUAACAAUCACAGUUCGCCUUCUAGCUUCACAAACGAAAACAAAACCUAAAACCCCCAAACCCCGCCCUCAGCCAAAAAGCCCAAACGAAAAAUAUCACCCAGGCCGUGUAAAUGAGCUCUCGCUGCAGGCACUGAGUGGUGAACUCUAAGUUCCUUUUAGGUUUCAGUCAUAUUUUCCAUACCUAUCCAACUGUAGCUACCGAAGGAAGGAAAAGGGUAUCUACAUAUUUAUACCUUAAAAACACUUUUUUCUUUUAAGUUUGAUCUGAUUCUAGUUUGUUCUUCGUAUCUGGGGUGUUUGUGUUUCUGGGUUCUUCAAUUCGCUUUAUGGGUAAUGGGUAAUAAUAAAUAUUUUCAAAUCCUUGCCUCGAACAUUGAUCAAUGAGCAUGAUUCAGUCUAAGAAAGAAACCUUCGAACAUUAUCUGACAAACCCACGAUUCGUCGCUGUUGAUUGUUCGUCUUUUCUGGUUUUCAAGUUCUUGAUGUGGCUAUGGUUAUUUUAUCAGAAUCGUUGGUGUAGAAUACUACUCAUUUAGAUGGGUGGUUAUGUUUCAAUUUGAGGGAACUCCUAUAGAACAUGCUCUCUCUGCGACCCAUUCGCAGGUUUUGCAAUGCCGCCACUGUUUUAGCGUCCAGUGACUGUCGUGCAGCUAUCUCUAAUCACGUCUUGAGUACCAAACGAUUAGAAGAACCUGCUCUCCUUAAGCUUAAAGCCGAGAGAGACCCUGAGAAGCUGUUUCAGUUGUUCAAGGCAAAUGCCCACAAUCGGAUUGUUAUCGAGAACCGCUUUGCAUUUGAAGAUACAGUGUCCCGCCUAGCGGGUGCUCGACGAUUUGAUUACAUCGAGCAUUUGCUCGAGCAUCAGAAGACUCUUCCGCAGGGCCGGAGGGAAGGUUUUAUUGUGAGGAUUAUAAUGUUGUAUGGUAAGGCUGGAAUGACUAAGCAUGCAGUUGAUACUUUUUAUGAUAUGCAUUUGUAUGGUUGUCGAAGAACUGUUAAAUCUUUCAAUGCUGCACUUAAAGUUUUGACACUAACCCGUGAUUUAGGAGCUAUUGAAGCAUUUCUGAAAGAGGUUCCAUCGAAGUUUGACAUUGAGUUGGAUGUUUUUUCCGUUAAUAUUGUUAUUAAGGCUUACUGCGAAAUGGGUAUUUUGAAUAAAGCAUAUUUGAUUAUGGUAGAGAUGGCAAAGGUAGGAAUAAGACCAGAUGUGGUUACAUAUACUACACUGAUGUCAGCGUUUUAUAAACAUAACAGAUGGGAGAUUGGCAAUGGUCUCUGGAAUUUGAUGGUGCUGAGAAGAUGUUCGCCCAAUCUUGCUACAUUCAAUGUUAGAAUUCAGUAUCUGGUUAAUAGGAGACGAGCUUGGGAAGCUAACAGAGUUAUAAGUAUAAUGCCAAAUGUUGGCAUCACACCUGAUGAGGUUACCUAUAAUUUGGUGAUCAAGGGGUUUUGCCAAAGUGGCUAUCUUGAAAUGGCCAAAAGGGUUUAUUCUGCUUUACAUGGCAAAGGGUAUAAACCCAAUGCCAAAAUUUACCAGACCAUGAUUCAUUAUCUCUGUAAAGGAGGGGAUUUUGAUUUAGCCUAUACAAUGUGUAAAGACUGUAUGCAAAAGAACUGGUUUCCAAAUAUUGAUACUAUUCAUACAUUGCUUGAAGGCCUUAGGAAGAAUGGGCAGCUUGGUAAAGCUAGGGCAAUUAUGGCAUUGGCUCGGAGAAGGGUACCCCCAUUUUCUUCAGAUCAAUUGGGUGCCCUGCAAAGCAUAUUGUCCAGGAGUUGAAUAAUUAUGACAGUACGGAAAAGAGAAAUUUGGUUUCUUUAUGUAAUGUGCAGCUCAAAAGAGCUGAUAUUCUUUUUCCAAUUUUAUUUGUUAAUUUGGUUAACUAUUUGGAAAUAGACUUUGAUGGGUUUAUACAUCAUACAAAAGGCAAACCCCAUUCCUUCGGUUAAUUUGUUGUACCACCACAAUAAAGUUUCUGAUUAAAUGAGAGUUCAGAAUGGAAAAUGGUUAUCCUUGUUCUUUUCUUACAUGUUGAAGAAAAGAAUGUUCAAUGGAAGCAGAACAAGUUCAUCCCUAACUGUCAUGGAAAUGCUUAAAAAUGUGAAUUGGUGGGCUUGGCUUCUCCUUCCUUUAGGUAUGGGCAGCUGCUAUUAGCAAGCAUCUUACAACAGAGAAAUUUAUAGUUCGAGGGAUCGCUGAGAAUUGAUGAUUGAUGCUGGUUUGACGACAAAAGUUGACCAAUUUCGUCUCUCUCCCUGCUUCGUAUGGGAAUUAUCUUCAGAUUAAUAUGGGUAGAAUUGGUGAUGCAUUGACUGGUUAACUUAGAAUGUUUGCUAGCAUAUGGUCCUUUGGCAAAGGGGAAAGCAGUAAAUUCACCUAAAAAAAAAAAAAAAAAAAAUGAAGGGGAAGCAGCAAGCUGGAAAGUCCCUCCGUUAUGCUUGAUGUGGUGCAAAACUGGUAAUUGAAUGUCAAACGGAAGCUGAGGUGCGAGAUCAUAGCUCUUGCCUUUAGGGUUCAUCCUUCCAUGUGCAUAUGUAUAUGCUUAAUUUGCUAAGCUAUGGACCGUUCAUUUUGAAGAUAUCAAUAUAUUUGGUGGCGGAGAUCGGGUCAUUUUUGCAUUUUCCAA